Molecule: messenger RNA, 1748 nt
Organism: Ceratosolen solmsi marchali
Lineage: Eukaryota; Metazoa; Arthropoda; Insecta; Hymenoptera; Agaonidae
Exons: 5
Coding region: 90-1412 (440 amino acids)
Source: RefSeq, a predicted model, not a curated record
CAAUCGACAUCUUGGUUGCUAGGCGAUUUACAGGGCGCAAACAUGGAAGGUUAGGGCUAUCCAGGAUCGCGUGGCAGUUACGAGGAGCAAUGCCCCUCCUAGAGACGGACUACUGUGUCGAGCAGAUAAACGUGCCAGCGAAGCUACCAACGAUCCUUAAGCAAUUCUGCAAAUCGGCGAUACGUACCCAACCAUACGACCUUCUCAAGUGGUCGAGCGCCUACUUUCACGCCCUCGCUGAUGGCGAAGAACCGCCGACGAAACUCCGACUCGAGUAUCCGCCCGCGAGCAGUGCACAUGGACUCACCCUCGGGUUCCUGAAGGUCCUUCUCCGUCAGCUUGGCGUGGAUUAUAAUAAAAUAGUCCGCUUGGAAACAAUACUGACCCGUUGGGAGCAUCUUUGCCUCGACAAAAGAGACUUCGAUAUGAUACUGAGGAUCGGCAGGUUCCACAACAAAUGUCAGAUUAAAAAAUUCAUGGUGAUUGCUGUUGGUUUACUGACGCGCUGCAUUACAGAAACAAUGAUUAUGGUCUGCGAGCUUUUUACCUUCGAACCCGAAGGCGGAUCAGCAAUGAUUCCUUACAGUUUAUUCAUGGAUACUUACAGAUAUAUCGCGGAUUUGAGGUGCGACGGAUCGGCAAAGAGUGAGUCAAUUUGCAUAUGCGCAGUGAACAAUUCGAAACUCCAAGCCAAAGACGAAGCCAAAUCCAAGCUCAACGCGAAGUUCGAGUCAGAGUCAGAGUCAGAGUCCGAGUUCGAGUCGGAGCUGAAGCCCGAAUCUACACUAGAAUCAGUGAUGGUUAUUCCGAAGGGACCGAUUUCCGUGGCUAGCCAAGACACCGACGUGGACGUUGAGUACGAGCUCGAGUCUUUGUCGAAAGAAGACGUACAAUCAAAAAUAAGUGAGUUUAUUCUUCGGGAGGUCGAAUCGCUGCAGAGCUUCGGCGAGGAAACGGCGGAAAGUUUUCGGCACGAGGGUGAGGCGAGUUAUCGAUCAAGCGAGUCUACUGACUCCAGUAGGAGCAAGAGUUCAGAAAUCGCUGGGCAGCCGGAGUUGAACCAGAUAGAAACUACGAGUGUGGAGGUCGAGGAAAUCUGUGAUGAUGUUAAAGCGAGCCAAUCGAUGAUCACGAAUUCGAAAAAAUCGAGCAGCAAAACGAGUUAUGACGAAGAUUCAGAGCAGUUCAGCGAAUCUAUCGAUGCAUUUACGAAUUAUCCGGAUGUGCCAGGCAUUGGUCGUCAACUCCUGCCCGAGGAAGUGACGGCUGUGGCGAUAUGGAUGACCGAGUGCUCAAGGAGACAAGAAGGGAUCGUCGGGCCUCGCAAUAUCAGACAUAUUAAUUGUCCACCGCUCACAGGCAUCUGCUGUAGACCAACGUCGUCCAACAGUAGUCUGCUAACAGACACGUGAACUCAAGAUUCAUGGGAAAAAGCCGUGUACGAAUUAGCACGCAGAAGUUUAAUGAGAAGAAAUGAGAGAGAAAGAGAGAGAAAGAGAGAGAGAGAGAGAGAGAGAGAGAAAAUAAAGCAAAAGAAUUUUAUAUAUUGCAAGAUAGAAUUUUUGGUGUGAAUGAUGUAUUGUUAAACAGUUGUUAUACUACAUUGUUAUUCUUACAUUAAUGUAAUUUUUUUCUUUCUAAAAUUCUAUUGUAUAAGAUCCGAAACGUUUUCUGUUUUAACUUUGAUAAAUCGAAAUAAAGACAAUCUUUUACUACUACUACUACUACUACUACUACUACUACUAAUA